Messenger RNA from Filobasidium floriforme, 985 nucleotides. RefSeq lists its product as uncharacterized. Bases 55 to 918 code for a protein of 287 amino acids. Gene Ontology annotation, cellular component: mitochondrion. NCBI's taxonomy places the organism in Eukaryota, Fungi, Basidiomycota, Tremellomycetes, Filobasidiales, Filobasidiaceae. Gene Ontology annotation, biological process: fatty acid beta-oxidation. Gene Ontology annotation, molecular function: 2,4-dienoyl-CoA reductase (NADPH) activity. The transcript has 6 exons. The record is from RefSeq and is a predicted model, not a curated record.
AUCAACCAACUCGCCUCAAUCCUCCGUCUCUGUCAACCGAAUCUUUCCACCAGAAUGAAGGUCGCAAACAACCUCUUCAUCGUCACCGGAGGCGCCGGCGGAAUCGGCAAGGCCGUCUCUUCGAUCCUCACUUCAAAGGGCGCUCUUGUCGCCUUGUUCGAUGUCCUGGACAGCUCCAAGGGCAGCGAGGUCGCCAAAUCCAUCGGCGACAAGGCCGUCUACGUUCAAGUCGACAUUACCGAAUCGGACAGCGUAAAGAAGGGGAUCGAGACUGCUCAACAACACUUUGCCAAGCAGCUGGAGUCUUCGGGCGGAAAGCUGUCGGGAUGCGUUCACUGCGCCGGUAUCGCCAUCAAGCAGGAAUGGACAAACAACAUGGUGGAUAGCAUCCCCAACUUUGAAAAGAUGCUCAAAGUCAACACUGUAGGAACUUUCGUCAUCAACGCCCACGUCGCAGACGCCAUCAACGCUCAAUAUCCCAAGGCCGACGGCGAGCGAUUUUUCACGACCGACGAAGAGCGUGGGAUCAUUGUCAACUUUGCCAGUGUCGCCGGGCACGAUCUGUAUGCAAGAUGCUUGAGCUACGGACCUACCAAGGCGGCUGUACUGGGCAUGACCCGAUCCUUUGCCGACUUUUUGGGACCUUCCGGUAUCAGGGUCUGCUCCGUCUCGCCUUCGAUCGUCAUCUCCGGCUUGACCGCCGGUUUCUCCGGCUACUUCCAGGACGACCUCACUGCCCACGCCGCUUUCCCCCGAUCUCCAGUCCCCGCCGAAAAGAUCGUCGACACGGUACUCCACCUCAUCGAGAACCAAUGGCUCAAUGGGGAGGACAUCCGUGUCGAUGGAGGUUGGAGGCUGGUCACCAACAGGGCGAAGGACAAGGCGGACCCCAGGGAGCUGGCUCCCGGUCUCGAGUAGAAUCUCAUCAAAUGUACCCGUAUUGGCAACUCGGUCGAUGACAAGAUGAAAGUUAGGUGGUCGGUCC